Molecule: messenger RNA, 1323 nt
Organism: Oryctolagus cuniculus (rabbit)
Lineage: Eukaryota; Metazoa; Chordata; Mammalia; Lagomorpha; Leporidae
Source: RefSeq, a predicted model, not a curated record
CCCCCCAGCAGGCACCCAGGGGCCCCAGGGCGGAGGGGCCGGGACCUAGAAAGAUCUGAGGAGCUGGGCAGAGGCCCACACCCGCACAGACAUGGGGUCCCUUCGGCUUCUCUGCCUGGCCAUGCUGGCCGCCAGCGGCUCCCCCACGGUGCAGGAAGGAGGUGUGGGGAGAGAGAGAGAGAGAGCGAGCAAGCUUGCAGGAAGUGACCCGAUGAGGCUGGUGUCCCCGGUGAUGGCAGACCCUCCCGCCCCUCCCCACCAGCCAUCAGGAGAGCGAGGAGCAAGCAGGACAGCCGGGGCCCCAAGGAGGACUGUAAGAACCAUAAUCCGAGAAAUGGCCCCGGAGACCUCCAUUGCCUACAAAGUCCUGGAAGUUUACCCCAGAAGGCGCCUGGUCGUCAUCACCUGCCACUCACCGCAGGCGCCCCUGCCCGUCACCUACUCCCUCUGGGGGAGCCAGGACACCCUGGUGACCAAGAAGGUGGUGAGGACCCCCGCGCCGGCCUCCUUCACCAUCAACGUCACACUCAAGUCCAGCCCGGACCUGCUCACCUACUCCUGCCAGGCGGCCUCCAGCUCGGGCGCCCACGCGGCCAGCGCCAGAUUACACAUGUACUGGGAGCUGUGGGCCAAGCCAGUGUCGCAGCUGCAGGCCUCCUUCAUCCUGCAGGACCAGGGGUCAGGCCCUGAGGUGCAGGUGUCCUGCCAGGCGUCCUCAGGCAGCCCUCCCAUCUCCUACAGCCUGGUAGGGAGGGACGGGCACGUCCGCUUGCGGCAGACGCCACUCCCCGGGCGGCCUGCCAACUUCUCCAUCCCGCUGUCCCGGACGCCAGGCUGGCUCCAGUGCCGGGCCGAGAACGAGGUCGGAGCCCAGAGCAGUUCCUUCACGCUGCUGCCACCAGGGGAGCUGCCCGAGGGACCCGCCUUGGUGCUGGCCGGCAGCCUCACGGUCAUUUCAGCUAUCACCUCUGGGAUGCUGGGCUGGAACAUGCGGACCAGGCUGUGAUCCGGGACGUGGCUUGGCUCCGAGUUUUCUUGGCUGCCCUAGAGAGAGACCCGCGGCGGAAUGAAGACAGACGAAGGUCGUGGCGGUGGGGGGGUGGGGGAGUGGGCCAUGCAGGUCAGGGGACAGGAAGUAGUGGACGUGUCAGAGGAGCAGGCCCCACUGGAAAGGACGCGCGGGACACUGGUGAUGGAACCGACCUGCACGUGGGACUGUUAGCUGCUCUGACGCAAGAAUGCGGCAGCUAUGAGAGCCCUGCACCUGCUCUCGCUGUCUCUGUGUACCCCUAACACUCACAAUAAAAUCCAUCUAAAAAAGGG